AUGAGUCAUCACACUUUGAUCAAUUGUUUUAAACGUGCCAUUGAACCAAAUUUUUCAAACAGUCUAAAGAAAUCAUCAACACGAUCAAGUAUGACAACAGAACAGCAAAAUCCAAUUGAAAUUGGCGAUGUAAUAACUCGUUCACCAAAAAUGAUUGAUAUUACAUCUAAAAUUGUAAAACAAUUCAAUGGAAAUAAUCAUAAACAAAAUAGUAUGAUAACAAUUAGAUCAGCAAAAGCAGAAGUAUUUAUAUGUAUUGAUGAUUAUAUAAAGCAAUUUAUCCAUAAUCAAUAUAUGAUUACAGAUACUAAUUCAGAUAAGAUUAUUCAUGAUAAUAAUGAAAAUAAUAUUGAUGAUAAUAAUCAUACAAAUGAAUUAUAUGAACUUUUAACACCAAAAGGUGAUGUAUUUACAGUGGCACGUCUAGCUGGAAUACAAGCUGCUAAACAAACUUCUAAUAUUAUACCAUUAUGUCAUCAAGUGCCCUUAUCACAUAUUUCAGUCGAUAUUGGUUACAGAUUAGGUAAAAUUCAUAUACAAUCACAAGUAAAAGCAGUUGGUCAGUCUACCGGUGUAGAAAUGGAAGCAUUAACAGCUGUUUCUGUUGCUGCAUUAACAGUUUAUGAUAUGCUAAAACCGUUACAAAAAGGACCAAUUAUUAUUGAAAAAAUUGAACUAUUAGAAAAACUUGGUGGGUCGAAAGGCUCCUACUUAAAACUUGGUGCAUCGAAGUAA
Schistosoma curassoni is the source of this 735-nucleotide messenger RNA. The record is from the annotation of a GenBank genome assembly. Lineage: Eukaryota; Metazoa; Platyhelminthes; Trematoda; Strigeidida; Schistosomatidae.